Aspergillus fumigatus Af293 is the source of this 3792-nucleotide messenger RNA. RefSeq names its product putative protein transport protein (SEC31) (gene sec31). The record is from RefSeq and is a predicted model, not a curated record. Gene Ontology annotation, biological process: intracellular protein transport; COPII-coated vesicle cargo loading; endoplasmic reticulum to Golgi vesicle-mediated transport. Gene Ontology annotation, cellular component: endoplasmic reticulum exit site; COPII vesicle coat. NCBI's taxonomy places the organism in Eukaryota, Fungi, Ascomycota, Eurotiomycetes, Eurotiales, Aspergillaceae. Gene Ontology annotation, molecular function: structural molecule activity; protein binding.
AUGGUGCGUCUGAGGGAGAUCCCCCGGACGGCCACCUUCGCCUGGUCCCCUGGUGCAGCAUCCCCAUUGAUUGCUACCGGAACUCGGGCCGGCGCCGUCGAUGUCGAUUUCUCAAAUGAAACAUGUCUUGAGCUUUGGGAUCUUGGAUUGAGUAGCCAAGAUGCCAGUCAGGAGCUGCAGCCCAUUGCCAAAAUUGGCACUGAUUCUGGAUUUAACGACCUGGCAUGGACAGAUUACGAGGACAACUCAAGGGGGGUGAUCGCUGGUGCACUGGAGAACGGCUCCUUGGAUCUAUGGGAUGCGGACAAGCUGAUCAACGGUUCGAGUGACGCUGUCAUUUCGAGAAUGACCAAACAUUCAGGGGCUAUCAAGGCGUUGCAGUUCAAUCCCAAGCACUCGAAUUUGUUAGCAACUGGUGGCGCAAAGGGAGAGCUCUACAUCUCCGAUCUCAACAAUAUCACGAACCCGUACCGACUCGGAAGCGCCGCUGCCCGCGCUGACGAUAUUGAAUGCUUGGACUGGAAUAAGAAGGUCGCACACAUCCUGGUCACGGGUAGCAGUGCUGGCUUUGUCACUGUCUGGGAUGUCAAGACGAGGAAGGAGAGCUUGACCCUGAACAACAUGGGCCGGAAAGCUGUUAGCGCAGUGGCGUGGGAUCCGGAGAAGCCCACAAAACUCAUUACUUCAACACCACUGGAGUCCGAUCCUCUUAUCUACGUUUGGGAUCUCCGCAAUUCCCAUGCCCCAGAACGGACCCUUAAAGGACACGAAUCGGGCGUGUUAUCGCUUUCCUGGUGCCCUCAGGACCCCGACCUACUUCUCUCCUCCGGCAAGGACAACCGCACUCUCUGCUGGAACCCUCAGACGGGACAAGCUUACGGAGAAUUUCCGGUCGUCACGAACUGGACUUUCCAGACUCGCUGGAAUCCACACAAUCCGAACUUCUUUGCCACCGCCUCGUUCGAUGGGAGAAUUUCGAUACAGACAGUUCAAAACACCCGUACUGAUACUGCUCGGGCUAUCGCUGAUCAGAACCAAGCUCUCGACGGCGCGGAUUUCUUCGCGAAGGCACAGACGCAACCCCAGGUGUCGAAUUUCUCGCUCCCGAAGGCCCCCAAGUGGCUCGAAAGACCUUGCGGCGCGUCUUUUGGCUUCGGUGGCAGAGUGAUUUCGGUCAGCCUAAUCGAGAAGGGCAAGCGUGCAUCGAAGAUUAAGAUCACUCCGUUCGAGGUUGACGAGACUGUCGCAAAAUCUACGGAGACGUUUGAGAAUGCCCUCAAGGAGGGUGACCUUCGGAGCAUCUGCGAAACCAGAGCUUCUCAGGCUGCGAGUGACGAGGAGAAGGCUGACUGGAAGGUCAUUGAGGCCUUGAUUUCAGAAAACCCUCGCAAGAGUUUGAUCGAGUAUCUCGGGUUCCAGGAUCAAGACGACGAAACUGCUGAUAAACUGGCCCAGCUUGGCCUGAAUAAGGAAGAAGACGAGGUGAACGGAAAGUCGGCCAAGGAAUCCCGCGGGUCGGGAGCCAAGAAGCACAAGCGCCUGCAGUCGAUGUUUGAUGCGAACCCUGAAGCUGACAACUUCCUGUCCGAUUUAGCUGCAUCGAAGGGAGCCAAGACCAACAACCCAUUCCAGAUCUUCAAUGGCUCUGAGACCGAAGCAGACAAGGGCAUUACUCGAGCUUUGCUUCUGGGAAACUUUGAAAAGGCACUCGAUGUGGCUUUGAAAGAGGACCGCAUGUCAGACGCGUUCAUGAUUGCAAUCUGUGGGGGCCAGAAGUGCAUCGAGAAGGCGCAGGAGCAUUACUUCUCGAAGCAAACCGAUGGGCCGAACUACAUCCGCUUGCUUGCAUCCAUUGUUGGCAAAAACCUCUGGGAUGUCGUGCACAAUGCCGACCUGUCUAACUGGAGGGAAGUCAUGGCUGCGCUUUGCACAUUUGCCGAUGACAAUGAAUUUGCCGAUCUCUGCGAGGCCCUUGGUGACCGCCUGGAAGAGCAGAUUCGAAACACCAAAGACAAGAGCCUCCGCAAGGACGCCUCUUUCUGCUUCCUAGCUGGAUCCAAACUCGAGAAGGUCGUUGCUAUCUGGAUCGAGGAGCUUCGUGAGAACGAGCAGAGGAGCAUUGAGACAGCUACAGACGACACUUCCUUCUCAAUCCACGUUCGUGCUCUGCAGAGUCUGAUCGAGAAGGUCACCAUCUUCCGCCAAGUUACCAACUUUCAAGAUACGGAACGUACCAAGGACGCCGACUGGAAACUCAGCAUGCUCUAUGACAAGUAUAUCGAGUACGCCGAUGUCGUGGCCACUCACGGACGACUGCAAGUUGCCCAGAAGUACCUCGACCUUGUCCCUGAGAAGCACCCUGAAGCCGAGAUCGCUAGGAACCGCAUCAAGCUGGCAAUGAGGCACGCUACACCUCAGCGCUCACAACAAACUGUUCCCACCACCAGGACACCCGUCAACAAGCCCUUGCCACAAGCCAGCAUGUACCCUGCGCAGCCCGCCUUCUCUGCACCUGCCGCUGCUCCCGCAGCUGCAACUACUGCUCCCCGGAAUCCUUAUGCUCCCCCAACGGCUGCUACGACGCAGCCCGUAAAUCCUUAUACUCCUCCCAGCGCAGCUGCGACCCAGCCGCAGACAAGCAACUCAUAUGCACCAAUUGGCGGUGGAGGUUAUACUCCCGCAGGAUAUCAGCCUCCCCAGCCGCCAACUUAUGGUACUCAGCCGCUUGGCGGCUCCGUUCCACCACCCCCUCGCGCUUCCAACCAAUCUCCUGCCACUGUGACCACAUACACCACAGCGACGAAUCUGCCAGCUUGGAACGACUUGCCGGAGGGCUUCACAAAACCUCCAACCUCCCGCAGGGGAACAUCCGCCACUGCCGCGGCAACUAUCAGCUCGCCUUUCCCCAACCAGUCUCCAACCCUUUCUCAGGGUCCGCCACCACCUGGAGCCCCGCCUACUCAGCGCGCCCCUUCAGUCCCUCCUCCACCAAAGGGCACGGCUCCUCCUCCCCGAGUGACCUCGCCACCUACUAACCCACCAGGCCCUUCAUCCGCGGCCAACCCCUACGCUUCCUUGCCUCAGUCCCCUCCAAUGGGCUCAACCAUGGGCGUUCCUCCCCCUCCGUCAAUUCCUCGGGGGCCAUCUCCCUACAACGCCCCACCUUCGAUGCCACCACCGUCGAACAGGUAUGCACCUAGCCCGGCAACUCAAGCAGCAAGCCCGCAACUCUCCACUAGAGCGCCUGUUCCUCCUCCACCGCAUGCAGCUGCUUCACCCUAUACUUCACAGCCAGGAUCGCAUCCUCCGCCAGCAAAUCCUUAUGCUCCUAGCACGCCACCACCAAGUCAAUUGCCGAUGCAGCAGGCGCCGCCGCCCCAGGCUACAUCCUCGAGGCCAAGCACCGCUUCGUCGCAACGGAAGGCUGCUCCCGCUCCUCCUAAGUACCCUCCCGGCGACCGCUCCCACAUCCCCGCAGACGCCAUGCCUAUUUACGAGAUCCUCUCCGCCGACAUGCAGCGCGUGAAGUCUCGAGCGCCAUCCUCCUUCAAAGCGCAGGUUGAAGACGCGGAACGCAGGUUGAAUAUUCUGUUCGACCAUCUGAACAAUGAGGAUCUGCUCAAGCCUAACACUGUCGCCGACAUGGCGGAGCUUGCUCGGGCUAUUCAGGCACGCGAUUACGAGACGGCCAAAACCAUCCACAUAGAUAUCAUGACGAACAGGACGGAGGAAUGCGGUAACUGGAUGGUUGGUGUCAAGCGUUUGAUUAGUAUGAGCCGGGCCACGCCUUGA